This is a messenger RNA of Dendrobium catenatum, 2586 nucleotides long. RefSeq lists its product as uncharacterized. Gene Ontology annotation, molecular function: glutathione binding; glutathione transferase activity. The coding region runs from base 749 to 2269 and encodes 506 amino acids. The record is from RefSeq and is a predicted model, not a curated record. The transcript is spliced from 3 exons. NCBI's taxonomy places the organism in Eukaryota, Viridiplantae, Streptophyta, Magnoliopsida, Asparagales, Orchidaceae. Gene Ontology annotation, cellular component: cytoplasm.
UCAUAUCAAAGAAAAUUUUACUCAUUUGCGUAAUUAAUGUUUGAUUAGGAACAAAUAAGGGUUGAGAAAUUAAAUGUUAACUCCCUUGUCAUUCUUUACUAUUUGUUCAUUCAGUUUUGGUUAAAAAAACUCUGUGAUUGUCUCUCCAUAUCAAAGCAAAGAUGUUAUUUACUGACCAUAGCCAAGUUAAAAAUCAAAUGCAUCAAAAUAGAUGGUAGAGUUUAAAUAUGAAACAGCCAAUAAAAGAGAUAGCAGAGUACGUUUUCCUUCUAGCUUCAGUAGGAAGAGACCACAUUUAGCCUUGAUGGACCACUAUACAAACACCCCCUGAACAUGAAACAUUGUUCUUUAAUGUGCUCUUUGUUUAAAGAAUUACCCUUUAAACUUGAUUGUACAUUGCUGCUUUCAUAAAGUAAUAAAUAAUUUCUUUAAUGACAUCAAAGCCUGUCCACACAGUGAAGAGACCAUCUGGUUUUUGGACUGCUCUAUGGAGAAAGCUAGAACUGCUCUUUACUUUGGAAGGCUGCACUCAUUCUCUUAAUGUACAUCUUUCCCUUUUCCUUUUUCUUUUACCUUUAUCUUUCUUAGCAUUCUCCUGAUUGUAUUUGUUUUCUAAUCCUAUUUUAGAGCCGAGUGUCCCAUCUUUGUCAAUAGACAGUGGAAUGCAGUAAACUGAGAGAGGGCAGUGCAACUGUUGAAGGAGAGAACAGGCAGUAGGGAACUUUCUUAUUCUACUCCUCUUAAGCCUAUGGCAGCAACACCAAUGGUUAAGGUGAUAUAUGGGAAACCUAUGCUUCCAGACCUGGCAAGAGUGCUGGCAUGCCUAAAUGAAAAGGAAAUUAAGUUUGAACUUGAGGACAUGAACAAAGGCAUGAGAAUGUCCCAAGAUAUCCUCAAUCUACAGCUAUCAUCCCACGGGAGUACCCCAGUGCUUAUUGAUGGCCCCGACGAGCUCUUUGGGUCCAGGAAAAUAUGCAGGCAUGUUGUGGAGAAGUACAAGGCAUAUGGUUACCCGUAUCUCCUAGGAAAAGAUCCAUUGGCGAAGGUAUCUGUUGAGCAAUGGAUUAAGUCAGAGGAGCAUAGGUUCAACCCACCAAGCUCCGCUCUAGUUUUCUACCUGGCAUAUAAUAUGGAGGCAGAUGUAGAGAAGACAACCCAGAGUGAAAAGAAAUUGGAGAAGGUACUCAACUUGUAUGAAAAAAGACUGGGAGAAUCAGACUUCCUUGCAGCCAAUUACUUCACAUUAGCAGACCUGUACCAUCUCCCCAACACAUACUACCUUCAGAGUUCUGUUGAGUAUGGUCACCUCUUCAAGGAUAGGAAGAAUGUUAACCGAUGGUGGAAGAGUAUCUCUGAGCGCAAGUCAUGGAAGGAGGUAGUCAAAAAGUUUGAAGAGGAAGGCCUCCAGUUUUAUGUUCCGGUGACCAACAGUGAAAUAGAUAAGUCAUUGUCUUCUACACGUAAAAAUGGCAUAAAAUUUGGACCUUUCGGAAGUUCAGAAAUAGGCAGAAAGAUGGAGGGAGUUAAACCAGCUACUGAAGACAGAAAAGAGACACCAGAACCGACUGACAAAGAUAAAUUUUCAUCAACUGAAAAUAGCAAAUCAGGUAUAACUGAUGAAGGAAAAGAAAGGGAUGCAAAUAAGCCGAUUAUUGAUGCCAAUAAAGAGAGAGCAAAACCGGAUGACAAAGAUAAAGCUUUGUUAGGUGACAAAGAUAAAUCAGGCAAGACUGAUGAAACGAAGAAACCUUACGCAAAUAAGCCAGAUGGUGACGAAGAAACCCACAAACAUGAUGACAAAGAUAAAACUUCGUCGGAUGACAAUAGAAAAAUGGGUGUAACUGAUAAAAGAAAAGAAAGUGAUGCAACUAAGCCAGCUAGUGAAGAGAACAAAGAGGCACAGAAAUUGGGUGACAAAGACAAAGCUUCAUCAGGUGACAAAGACAAACCAGUUAAGAUUGAUAACAUCAAAGACCGUGAAGCAGAUAAGAAAGAUUCAGAAGGUGAGAAAAUUGAAGUAAACAAAGAACUUAAGACAAAUGAUGCUAGUAUUGAAGGCAAAAAGGAUGGAUUUAAAUCUGGUGACAAAGAUAAAUAUUCAACAGGAAACGAAAAAGAACGGGAUGUGACUAAGGAAAAUGAUAAUCGAGGCGCAAUUGAUUCAAAUAACCAAGUUAAGAAAGGUUCAGCGCCAGAUGAUGGGAAAGAUAAAACUUCAGACAACAACAAAAUUCCCAGUUCCAAGGAUGAAAAGGAAAAAGCCAAUUAGUGACUGCUUGAUGGUUACAACCAAACAAAACGUAAUGUUGUUUCUUCAUCGCAAGACUAAACUAAGUGAAAACUUUGUACCCGAUCUCAAAGCCUCAUGAGAAGCACCACUCAGUAACCUAGCUUAUUUUAAGAAAAUUUUAAAGGAUUCUCUGAAAAAAAAAAUAUCUCUUUUUCAUUUCUGUUAUCCUUAUCCUGUUUCCCUUAAAUCCUACCUUGAAAAUUAUGAUUUGUUGGUUUUUCUAUGCUGUAUGUGACAUUUUGCAUAAUCAAUUUUCUACUAUGAAUGUAAUUCCUGCACAACUGUUUAUUCUUCUA